This is a messenger RNA of Aspergillus melleus, 1395 nucleotides long. RefSeq names its product chitin deacetylase CDA6. The record is from RefSeq and is a predicted model, not a curated record. Gene Ontology annotation, biological process: carbohydrate metabolic process. The transcript has 2 exons. The coding region runs from base 1 to 1395 and encodes 464 amino acids. Lineage: Eukaryota; Fungi; Ascomycota; Eurotiomycetes; Eurotiales; Aspergillaceae. Gene Ontology annotation, molecular function: hydrolase activity, acting on carbon-nitrogen (but not peptide) bonds; chitin binding.
AUGUAUUUGCUUUCCGCCCUGGUCGUAUCCAGUCCCAUCCUGGUGGCAUUUACCACUGCACGUAACAUUCUCCCCUCGCCUGUCGACAACCCUAUUUCCUACAUUCUCGGUCAGCAGGAGGACGACGCUCUUUCGGGUCUGGUGAAUCGAGCAGUCGGAGCUCGGUGCGGUCCCGAUUUUGGAAAGUGUCCUAAUGGUCACUGCUGUUCAACUGCUGGAUACUGUGGCAACACAAAGAAUCACUGUCGCUCCCCCGAUUGUCAGAUUAAUUACGGUCAUUGUGACGCUCAUAAGACCCCCGGAGGAGCCCCGACAGAGUCCAUCCCCCGCCCCCAGCUCGGCCAUGUGGCGUAUGGUCCGCAUGCUGUUCGUUCCUGCUCUGUCCCGGGAACGGUUGCCUUGACGUACGACGACGGUCCAGGCCCAUACACCAAAGACCUCCUGGAUUUGCUUGACAAAUAUGAUGCGAAGGCAACUUUCUUUAUCACCGGUAACAACAACGGGAAAGGGGAGAUCGACGCACCGGGAAAGCCAUGGAUCGAGCUGAUCCAGCGUAUGCGUCACAAAGGACACCAGAUCGCAAGCCAUACUUGGUCUCAUCAGGAUCUUAGCAAGAUUUCCAGAGACCAGCGUCGCGUUCAGCUGCUGUGGAAUGAGGUAGCCCUCCGCAAUAUCUUGGGUGCCUUCCCAACUUAUAUGCGUCCCCCGUACUCCAGUUGCACUCCUGAGUCUGGCUGUCUGAAAGACAUGGGGUCACUGGGCUAUCAUGUUGUCCUGUACGACAUCGAUACGGAGGAUUAUCGCUACGAUAGCCCUACUAUGAUUCAGCAUUCGAAAGAUAUCUUCGAUAGAGACCUCGCUCGCGGAAAGCCCUCCGACACGUCCUGGUUGGUUAUCGCCCACGAUGUCCAUGAACAGACCGUCCAUAACCUCACCGAGCACAUGCUGAAGAAGCUUCGAUCCGAUGGGUAUCGCCCAGUGACCGUUGGCGAGUGUCUCGGCGACACUGCUGACUUCUGGUAUCGUAAAGAUACCACAUUCGACAAAGAUCUACUCCUGCGAAUGCCCUCCGGGGUAAGAAAGGGCAAAAUAGUCUCACGAGACGGCGUGUGCGGCAAUGGUAUCACCUGCGCUGGGUCUGCCUUUGGCCCUUGCUGUAGUAAGACCAACCGCUGUGGCAAUUAUUCCUCGAAUUGCGGAGAAGGCUGUCAGCCUGAUUUUGGCAAGUGCAGCGGUAUCCGCGAGUCUGACAAGCAUCAUCACAAACACCCCCACCAUGAACUUUCUGACAUGGGACGAAAUGCUUUGAAAUCCGAAGCAUCGUCAUGGUAUGGGGGCGGCCCUGUUUUUGUAGGGUUGAAUCUGGUAUUGGUGGUGCUUGUGUUGUUGAUAUGA